GUCGGGUGUGAGGAGUUCUCUCUUGGAGCUGGAGAGGAGAGGUUGACCGGCCGUCUCUCUCCUCCAGCAGCCGCCGGGCUUCUCUGCAGCCUCCCGCCGCCUCAUCAUGGAUCUGGGGACUAAAAGAGUCGUUGGGAUUAUGGUUCGGGUCGCGCUGCUUCUCUCCAGCUCGUACAGGACAACCGGAGAAGAGGUGUGUGACAGCGCGCUGGUCUCCAAUCUGCCGCCGUCGUCCUUCAGGAGCUCCUCCCAGCUGUCCAGCAGUCACGCUCCGGGCUUCGCCAAACUCAACCGGAGAGAAGGAGCUGGAGGUUGGUCUCCUCUCACCUCAGACAGGUACCAGUGGCUGGAGGUUGAUCUGGGCGAGCGGACCAAGAUCACCGCUGUCGCUACCCAGGGCCGCUACGGAAGCUCUGAUUGGCUGACGUCCUACCUGCUUAUGUUCAGCGACACGGGACACAACUGGAAACAGUACAGACAGGAGGACAGUAUAGGGUCUUUUCCAGGUAACAGUAAUGCAGACAGUGUGGUUCAGUACAAGCUGCAGCAGCCGGCGAUCGCUCGCUUCCUCCGGCUCAUCCCUCUGGACUGGAACCCCAGCGGGAGGAUCGGACUCCGGCUGGAGACCUACGGAUGUCCUUACGGCUCUGAUGUGGUGAGUCUUCACGACAGCAGUCUGUUGUACAGCUUGAGUCCCGGACGGAAGCGGACGUCCGGAGACGUCGUCUCCCUGCAGUUCAAAACCAUGAGGAAUUCGGGGACUCUGCUGCAUGCGGAGGGAGAGGGAGGACUCGGCCUCAGUCUGGAGUUAGAGGGAGGGAAGCUCCAGCUGAUGCUCAGACGAGGUAGGACUUCAUCCUCCGAGCCCCGGCGUCUCGCUUCACUCGGCAGCCUGUUAGACGAUCAGCAUUGGCACCAUUUAGCAGUGGAGAGACGCGGCUUUCACCUCAACCUCACUGUGGACAAACACACCGAGAGGGUUCAAAUCCCUGCAGAGUUCAGCCACUGGCACAUCGAGCAGCUGAGUGUCGGAGCAGUGAAGAUCCUUGGCUCUCAGAAACCAAAGAACAGCUUUCAUGGCUGCCUGGAAAACCUGAUGUACAACAGCCUAAACCUCAUAGAACUGGCUAAACACAACGACCACCAAGUCACUGCAGUGGGCAAUGUGACCUUCUCUUGUGCUGAGCCAGUUUCUGUGGCCGUAACGUUCCCCGGUCCCCACAGUUUCCUCCAGUUGCCGGGGGCGACGGCGUCCCCUUCAGGGGGCGUGUCCGUGGGGUUUCAAUUCCGGACAUGGAACAAGGCGGGGCUUCUGCUCACCUUUGCCCUGCCUCAGGAAGGGGGCGUGGUCUGGCUUUACCUGAGUGAGGCCCGACUCCGGCUACAGAUCCAUAGAGCCGGCAGGGCACUGCUGGACCUCAGUGCAGGUUCUGCUCUGAACGACGGUCAGUGGCAUUCAGUGGAGCUGAACUCCAGACGAGGUCGUCUGACCGUCUCAGUGGACAAAGAGGAAGGAGGCGUCGCUCAUGCUGGCUCCUCCGUCACCGCAGGAAGUCAACUCUUCUUCGGUGGUUGUCCAGCUGAGGACAGUCAGGAAUGUAAAAAUCCCUUCAACAUCUUCCAAGGUUGCAUGCGUCUCCUCAACGUGGAGAACCAGCCGGUGGACCUGAUUAUGGUGCAGCAAAGACUGCUGGGAAAUUACAGCCACCUGCAGGUCGACAUGUGCGGCAUCAUUGACAGGUGUUCUCCCAGUCGUUGUGAACAUGGCGGCCGCUGCACUCAGUCCUGGACCGUCUUCCACUGUAACUGCUCUGACAGCGGCUACAGCGGAGCGACCUGCCACAGCUCUGUGUACGAACAGUCCUGCGAGGCGUACAAACACAACGGCAACACGUCGGGACAUUUUUAUAUCGACGUGGACGGCAGCGGACCAAUCAAACCGCAGCAGGUCUACUGCAACAUGACAGAGGAGAACACAUGGAUGGAGAUCCAGCACAACAACACAGAGCUCACAAGACUUCGACCGUCUCCAGAUGUAAACCAGCAUUCAGUCCACUUCGACUACUCGACCGAAGAGGAGCAGCUAUUGGCUGCCAUCAGCCAAUCAGAGCACUGCGAACAGGAACUGGCCUACCAGUGCAGGAAGUCCCGCCUGCUCAACACUCCAGAGGGCUCUCCGUUCAGCUGGUGGCUCGGUGGUCCUGGUCCCGGUCGUGUCCAGACUUACUGGGGCGGAGCUCAUCCAGGCAGCCAGCAGUGUGCCUGCGGCCUGCAGGGCGACUGUGUGGACCCACAGCACUACUGCAACUGUGAUGCCGACCGCAUGGAGUGGGCAGAAGACUCCGGCCUGCUCACCCAUAAGGAGAGCCUCCCUAUCCGGUCUUUGGUGCUGGGUGACCUCCAGAGGUCGGGGUCAGAGGCCGCCUACAGGGUGGGACCUCUUCGUUGUCAUGGAGACAAGAACUUCUGGAACGCCGCGUUUUUCGACAAAGAGACGUCGUACCUGCACUUCCCCACCUUCCACGGAGAGCUGAGCGCAGAUAUCUCCUUCCUGUUUAAAACCACGGCGUCCUCUGGCGUGUUCCUGGAAAACCUGGGCAUCAGAGACUUCAUCCGGAUCGAACUGAGCUCCUCCUCUCAGGUGGUUUUCUCCUUCGAUGUGGGCAACGGGCCGCUGGAGGUUCGCGUGGAGUCGAGCGUCCCGCUGAAUGACAACCGGUGGCACCGAGUCCGGGCUGAGCGGAACGUCAAGGAGGCGUCGCUGCGACUGGAUGAACUUCCUGCGGCCACUCAGGAGGCUCCUGCCGACGGACACUUCCACCUGCAGCUCAACAGCCAGCUGUUCAUAGGAGGCACAGCGUCCAGGCAGAAGGGCUUCCGGGGCUGCAUUCGCUCUCUGCAGCUGAACGGCGUCACCCUGGACCUGGAGGAGAGGGCAAGGAUCACACCCGGGGUUCGACCCGGCUGCCCGGGUCACUGCAGCAGCUACGGCUCGUUCUGCCAGAACCAGGGCCGCUGUGUGGAGAGAACCAACGGCUUCCACUGCGACUGUGGCCUGUCAGCCUACACUGGAGUCUUCUGCCAUACAGAGGUGUCGGCCAGCUUCAAGUCGGGGACGUCCGUCAGCUACACCUUCAAGGAGCCGUACGAGCUGAGCAGGAACAGCAGCGCUCUGCCGUCCUCCAUCUACUCCGACAUGACGCUGAGAGGAGAGAACGUCUCCCUGAGCUUCAGGACGACCCAGAGUCCGGCUGUGCUGUUCUACGUCAGCUCCUACUACAGAGAGUAUCUGGCUCUGCUCAUCAACAAGCACGAUAUGCUGGAGGUGAGAUACAAGCUGGACAGCAGCAGAGAUGCUGAAGUGUUGAGAAGCAGAGUGAGGAGCCUGGCCAAUGGACAGCUGCACACCGUCACCGUCAGGAGGCUGUCAGACUCUGUGUCUGUGCAGAUCGACCAAAACCCCAUAGAAGAAUUCAAUCUGACAUCUGAAGGAGAAUUCAACACCAUCAAGUCGCUGGUGAUGGGCAAAGUGCACGACUUUGAUGAUUUGGAUCCAGAUCUGGCCAGGCUGGCGUCUCUCGGUUUCACCGGCUGUCUGUCGGUGGUCCACUUUAACUCCAUCAGCCCUCUGAAAGCUGCUCUGCUCCACCCAGACACCAGCCCCGUCGUCGUCACCGGACCUUUGGUUCAGUCCAACUGCGGCUCCUCAGCUUCAGCCAAUCCCUACGCAGCAGAGAACACACACCACCUGUCAGACCAGUCGGGCUCAGUGGGUUCAGGUCAGCCUUUGGUCAAUGCCAUCAGGACCGACUCGGCUCUGAUUGGAGGUGUCAUAGCAGUGGUGAUCUUUGUGAUUGUGACUGUCCUGGCGAUAGCUGCCAGAUUCCUCUACCGGAGAAAAGAGACGUAUCGAAACCAGGAGGUGAAGGGAGUCAAACAGGAGGACAGCCAGGAUUUCCCUUUCAACAACCAGGCUGACUCCCAGAACGUCUCCGGUGAAAACCCAAAGGAGUAUUUCAUUUAACUGGAGGCCCGAUGAGCUGAUGAGCUGGUGGGUUUUGGAGCGGGAGGUGCAGACCGGAGGUGUCCCGUCACGCCUCAGGACUUUACACUGCACUCAGAGCCGCUUUAGAGACUUUGAUGGAGGUUGUGGCUCCACAGAAUAUGGAAAGCAACAAAGGAACAAUGCUCACAGUUUUGUCUUUUACUGUACAUAAAGUAUAUACUGAUGCAAACAGGCAGCAGUCCUGGACUUAAAAAACUGUAAAUAUCCAAAAAUGUAUAUGUGGAAGUAACGUCUACAGCAAACUCUAACCUGUGACUCUGUUGUAUCGAAAGGUUGCCAAUACUCUUUGAGAGAAACAGAUUUUUGGGGGGGUUUGUGUUGAUUUAAAACAUUCAAACACAACUUUGUUUCAGUGAAUCGGGGAGCUUGGAAUCGUGACUGGAGUCAUUUGACUGAGGCAUUUUUCUGCGAGAAUAAAGAAUGGAUGUUUGCUAAAGAGGAAAUGUUUGACCCGUAAUUAGGCCCUCAGGAAGAGUAUUUCUGUAAGAGUUUGUGUUUUUUUUUUGGUUUGCUUAUGUGUGAUGAUUUUUUCUUUGCUGGAAUAUCACAAUGAACCCUUAAGAGGCUGUGGAGCUUCAGUGUCCAGUUGUAAACUUGUGAGAGUCCUUGCAGCCUGUUGUGUACGUCCACCAAAUGCCAGCACAUUAUUUGAUGAGUUUCUAACAGCAGUUGGCACAUGAAUUAAACAUUUUAAAUUGUGAUUUUCAUCCAGCAACGUUGUGCGACCAGAAUGUUGGUGUUGACAAGUGGCGUUUUGAAUCCGAUCACACAUAUGAGCACAUGAAACACUGAGAAAUGGUGCACUGCAAUCUGGCAUCUACUGGUAGAGAGACUUAAAGACAUUUCAUAAUGGAAUUUCCCUCGGGAUCAAUAAAGUAUCUAUCUAUCUUCUGUCUAAAGGAGGGAUUCAUUUUAGUGCUGUAUUUUCAUUUUUAGUCCCUUCUUUUUCUUUCUCCCACACUUAUUUCCUUUCCCUUGAUAGUUCUUUCCGUCGUAACAUGAAAGCACAACAAAAGCACGGAACAAAACUAUAUCCAUGAGUGUUGAGCGUUUGCAGUUUCCUGUACUUUGCAAGUCUUUUCUUAAAAGGCUUGUUGUGCAGGUUGUUCACUUUGUUGUAAAAGUUUUCUCCUCCCUGCUGUACGCCGCCUGCUGGGAGCUUCCUUUCCCAGCUCUCUAAAUGUCUCUGAACAGCAAAGCUUUUAACACUGACAGCAGCACAGACUCCACAACACUGUGGCUGUCAGUCACCUCGCUCGCUGCACACACAGAUGGUUAAUGUGCUUUUGAAAUGCUAAUCUGCGUCGCUCUGACAGGUGGAUUGUAACUCGAUGGAAAGCGGCGAGAUAAUCAGAAUGAGACAGAACGAUAAUCUGAGAGACUCAAGAAUCAAGCAGACGUGGAUGUAAUUAAAACAGUCUGAUAUUAAUACCUGAAAAUGAGGCAAAUCCCGCCUUUUGUUCAUUUAGCUCGUGUGAAGAGCGCUGCUGAUUAGGGGAGGAUGAACAGCAGCAAACAGCCGCCGUUUGGCUAACUCACGUCACCGUCUCUUUGCAGGACCCCAAAGCACGGGUGGGCUUUUCAUGACAAGAGUUGCUAAAAUUUCAAAGUGCGUUAUUCAUCUUUGUUUGUGUUUUUCUUUUGUUCCCCACCUCACAACAGCAGAGGCCACACAUGCCUGUCUUUGCCACGUCCUUUACAUCAGAGAGUUCUUUCGUCUCACACUGCAUUUAUUUUAUUAUUUAUUGUUAUUAUUUAGGCAAACGGACGAGUUUCACAUUUGAACCUCAUUAUUUCCUUCUGUGCUCUGAACAUUGUGAACAGCAGAAAGUAACACAACAAAGUUCCUCUGUGCGUCUUCAUGAAAGUUUGCUUCUGGAGGCCUGAUAGCCAAUCUGCUGUAACUGGCAAGCUAAUGGCUAACACUGACUAGCUCCCUCUGUCUGUUUUCUACAUACUGGACCAUUUAAUCCCCCGUGGCUUGAUAACCACUUGCUAACUGUUACUUAACGAGCUGUAUUGGCGUUUUGUUUUGAAGCUGUUUUGUGUCAUAACUGUAGAUCAGUUUUUGGGGAAGUUUAAACUCCAGCAGCAGAACUUAGAUAAAGCUUUAGGGUGCAGCACAGCCAAACGUCCACUUCAGCCUCUCCUGCUCUCGAUAUCCCUCAAACCUCAAAUGUAGUUUGGUCAAACUCGCCUGGCAAAGUUCAACCAAAAGCUGAUCUCAGUGCAAAAAAUUGUCGCAGAUUCACCCCCCCAUCCACUCCCCCCGGUGAUUUGACAGCAAUGAAUUCAGUUUGCAGCAAAUUUUCACCAUUUGAAAUGCUGGUGGGACCAGGCCUUAAGCAUCAAAUCCCACGCAAAGACAAAAACAAUCAAUUAACUGCCCCCACUAACAAGUUCUGUCUGUCUGUGUAUCCAGAACGCUCACUGUGCCACAGAGCGCAAAAGCGAUCCAAAAACGAUUUAAAAGCACUGCGAUGAGCCACACUGCUGCUUUGGGUGACAUGUUUAUUAGGAUGAACACACACACACACACACACACACACUCACUCACUGUAGUUUAUUUUGAGUCAGUAUCACAUUUGACAUCCUGCUGCUGUAAAUACUCCAUACACCACACACAAUGUGUAUUGAUCCGCUGCUGAAAAUAGUUACU
Scatophagus argus is the source of this 6725-nucleotide messenger RNA. RefSeq names its product contactin-associated protein-like 4. NCBI's taxonomy places the organism in Eukaryota, Metazoa, Chordata, Actinopteri, Scatophagidae. The record is from RefSeq and is a predicted model, not a curated record. The coding region runs from base 107 to 4024 and encodes 1305 amino acids. The transcript is spliced from 24 exons.